AUGAGGCGAAUAUUGGCUGCAAGACCGGACCACACAGACAACUGCUUUUUCUCAGCGCCCACCUGGGGAUCAACACGCACUUCUGCAGGCUCGCUGUGGGCUGGUUCCACCCAAUCAUUCCGCGAUGGGGCAGCCUGUUCCAAGCCCGUGGGAGAUGAUCUCCGCUUCGUUUCUUUUUUUCGAGGCAAAGCGUUCUCUCUACGCCGCGAUGCUCUUGGUUUUUUUUUUUCUCCUCCUCUGUUGCGCGUAUUUAUGGAGCGGCUGAUAUCCCAGUCCAUCCAAACCGAAGAGUUCAAAUGUUUGCAAAUCACUCACCGAUCUGUGGGGAAGGACGGAAAAUCAGACAAGUGA
Messenger RNA from Histoplasma capsulatum G186AR, 351 nucleotides. RefSeq lists its product as uncharacterized. The record is from RefSeq and is a predicted model, not a curated record. The transcript has 2 exons. The coding region runs from base 1 to 351 and encodes 116 amino acids. Lineage: Eukaryota; Fungi; Ascomycota; Eurotiomycetes; Onygenales; Ajellomycetaceae.